Phytophthora sojae is the source of this 465-nucleotide messenger RNA. RefSeq lists its product as hypothetical. The transcript has 2 exons. The record is from RefSeq and is a predicted model, not a curated record. Gene Ontology annotation, biological process: DNA recombination; DNA integration. Gene Ontology annotation, molecular function: DNA binding. The annotation marks the transcript as partial. Lineage: Eukaryota; Oomycota; Peronosporomycetes; Peronosporales; Peronosporaceae.
AUGUCGGUCCAGACUCUCCAAAGUCAGCAUCUCGUGGCGAAAGAUGAUAGCGCUGGAGUAAUAUUUGUGAAGACGAAGACUAACCAGGAGGGUUCAGGGCCCCGUGAUCCACGCCACCUGUACGCGAACCCGCUGAGCCCAUCAACGUGCUGGGUGACUGCCUUGGCAAUUUAUCUUGCAUGCCACCCUCGAUUGGAACCGGGGGCACUACUUCCAGGCUCUAACCAGAAGCUACGAUUUAGCAAGGUGCUGACUAACCUUUUGAAGCAAGGAGACGCUGGUAAAAGUUACGGUACGCACUCGGUGCGCAAAGGAGUGGCUACAUUCGCUUCCGCAGGAUAUCAAUUCCUGGGGCGAGUAGUGGCAGGACUUCCCGUAAAUGACUCUAAGUUCGCUACUUUAACGCCCCAUUUUCAGGAUGGCCCCGAUAAAUAUGUGAAAUCGUGCGUGGAGACUAUGUUUCCG